GUUGAGCUUGAGAGUUGUGAGAAUUGUGGACAAACCACGGGAUAAACAUCAUCCCUGCGAUUGUCACUAUUUAGUUUUUACAUAAUCAAUCAAUUCCCUUCAAAUGUCGACUCCACCAGUUCAUGCGGAACGCGACUUGGAUUUGAGUAAUGCAGGACGUGGAGUGUGGCUUGUUAAAGUGCCUAAAUAUAUUGCUAAUAAGUGGGAAAAGGCACCUGGUAACAUUGAGGUUGGAAAGCUCAAAAUAACAAAAAAUCCUGGGCAUAAAGCAGAAGUGUCCUUGAAAUUAUCAGAAGCUGUUCUGGCACUCAAGGAGCCAGAUGAGGAAGAUAUACCCAAACAGCACAGACUCGAUGUUUCCACAGUUAGCCAUCAAACACUAGGAGUUUUUUCCCAUGUAGCUGGGUCAAAUAAUUCUGAUGCUGUUGUGCCUGAGUCUGAGAAGCUCUACAUGGAGGGGAGAAUUGUACAGAAAUUAGAAUGUCGACCAAAUGCUGAUAAUUGUUACAUGAACCUCAAGAAAGAAAGUAUAAAACGUGCCUCAGUCCCUGUGAGACAGAUCCAGCAGCUGGACAGGGUUGUGCAGAACUUCAAGCCAGUUUCUGAUCACAAACACAAUAUCGAGUAUGCAGAGAAGAAGAAGGCGGAGGGCAAGAAGAUGAGGGACGACAAGGACGCUGUGAUGGACAUGCUCUUCGCUGCAUUCGAGAAGCAUCAGUACUACAAUAUCAAAGACUUGGUUAAAAUUACGAGACAGCCGAUCGUGUACCUCAAGGAAAUACUCAACGAGGUGUGCAAUUACAAUCUGAAGAAUCCCCACAGGAAUACGUGGGAGUUGAAGCCAGAGUAUCGUCAUUACAAAGUCGACAAGCCAGUGGAGGCAACUCCCAAAGAGGCCUCAGACGACUCCAGCUAGUCCUUCGUAUUUUUCCUCACCAUUUCGGGAGUUUUUUCGUGGGGGGAACCCCCCAGUGGAAGCUCGUGAUGUUAAUAGGCAUUUUUAUAUUACUUAAUUAAUUAACUAAUUAAUUAAAAGCUGACUAAAACUAUUUUCUCAGGGAUUUGUGGUAAAUUUAAUAGUUCGGUUUCGUCAGACGUUGGCGAAACCUUCGAACAGGAGAGUUCUCGCGUCUUUGGUCACGAUAUUUAAGCUCAAUUUCUCGUUCGCUUUGACGAAUAGGACAGAGCCUGUGGAGUAGAUCUGAGAGUUCACCUCCACUGAGCCUUCGAUUAUUAUCAGUAUUCCAGCUGAGUUUCUUGGAGGGAGGUCGUACGAUGUUGUGCCAGGAGGAAGCUGUGAAAGAAUAAUAUUUGUGAGAAGAUUUUUCUAUGUCAGUAUUCAACGAGAGAUUCAAUAAAUUGAUUUUUUUA
Messenger RNA from Diachasma alloeum, 1371 nucleotides. It is a transcript of the gene TfIIFbeta, whose product is annotated as general transcription factor IIF subunit 2. Gene Ontology annotation, cellular component: transcription factor TFIIF complex. NCBI's taxonomy places the organism in Eukaryota, Metazoa, Arthropoda, Insecta, Hymenoptera, Braconidae. The transcript has 6 exons. Bases 104 to 916 code for a protein of 270 amino acids. The record is from RefSeq and is a predicted model, not a curated record. Gene Ontology annotation, biological process: transcription by RNA polymerase II; transcription initiation at RNA polymerase II promoter.